Molecule: messenger RNA, 7217 nt
Organism: Cinara cedri
Lineage: Eukaryota; Metazoa; Arthropoda; Insecta; Hemiptera; Aphididae
Source: the annotation of a GenBank genome assembly
AUGCCCACGCGAAGGGCUUUUGCCUUCGCUCCACCCUCUUCGGCGGGACCGCGACGUCGAGAACCGCCGACAGGAUCCGCCCGCGGCACCGGAACAGGUUGCACUUGUCGACCAGCGCCGAUCCGUCUAGCAGGUCCUCCGCGCGAACGCAGAACUGCACCGGAUAACCCGCUGCAACAUAAUACGCGGACGCGCGAACCCGACGACGAAGUUGCGGCACGCUUGAUGGAACCGACCGGCGGCACCAGGAGGAAGUGCGUGGCCGCGGCGUACCUGCCGGCCAACUGCGGUACCGCCGCCGUCGAUGUGCCGGAAAUCUUGAGAAGUCACGCGGAACCAGCGGCCGUCGAUCCGUCCCGGACCGCCUCGUCUUCCGGCAAAAGGGUAAGCGCUUUUCGCCGUACGGACGGUGUAUAGGAGGUGAAUGUAAAUUGCGACAAAAUUGACUAUUAAUAAAUUGAAUUCUAAAAGUCGAUUUGUCACAGUUUAGCGACCGAAAAAAAAUAUAUUUAACAGACUAUACGAUAAAACAAAAAAGGUACAUUACAACCGAAUUUGGUAAAUUGAGUCUUAUUUUAUUAUUUUUAGCUAAAUUGAGUACCUUGUAAAAAAAAUUAAAGCGGUAAAUCGAGUCCCUCGGAACAGUUUGUUUUUAUAUAACACUAACAUGAAUAUAAGGAGCAAGUCCAAUGCUGGAUUUCAUUUUUUGAAGUUUUAUGAAACCGAAAUUUAUAACCAUUAAAAAUGAAAAUUGUUUUAUUUUUUUCACUUUUCAUUACUUCUAUUAUAAAGUUGAUAUAGGUACGUAACCAGUGUUGAAUCCAGACAAUUUUUCUGGGGGAGGGGGGCAUUACUAAAAUAUUAUAUUAAUGGUCUUUUUUUUUUCUUGCUUAUCUACUCUCUUACUAAAACCAGUCAAAUUCGUUUAAUUAUUAAUUUACCCACAUUUAACAGGGGAGACAAGCAAAAUUCCAAAGGGCGAGCAAUCGCCCCCCCCCCCCGGGUCAUAUACCUGGCGCUUCAACACUUUAUGCAACUAUAUUUUACUUGCAAUUAAUGAUAGUGCACGACUGCACGUAUUGAAAAUUAGUCUACAGUUGUAGGUGAUAAUAUUGCGUCCCACGUAUAAUAUAGUCUUCGGUAUUUCUCAAACACGCGAUAUUUAAGUAAAAAUCUACAAAAAUCCGUUCCGUCUGAAAUGGCUUAGGUACUCUGUAUGUAAUUUACUAAUAAUUGUGUAUGAUGUACGUAAAAAUGUAUUUAUUUAAAAAUAACAGUAUUUGAUCAUAAUUCGAAUAGAACUCAAUUUACCGAUUUUGGAAAACGAUAAAUCCGUUUGAAACUCAAUAUUUACCAACGCCCCCUGCAUGUGCUAUCUACAUGUCCGUCUUUUUUUUUUUUUUUAGUUUUUCUUUUAUAGGUACAUCAUUUAUGGAUAAAAUAUCCUAUCUUUCCUAACUUCUCACCUACAACAGUGCCGAACCCAUCAGCAGUAUCGGUUAUUUUUUUAUAAUAAAUUAGUAAUACAUUCAUGUUUUAUAAUAAACUGUCGCUAUUAGUUAUAAUGGGCGUUGGUAAAUUGAGACUGUCAUACGGAGAUACCGCAUGCAUGUAUGACGUGCUCUCAAGACGAAAUGGCAUAGUGCACAAUUGUGGUAGGUGACACAUUUCACUUGACAAAUUGUUCAGUAGAGACAUUUGAAAGUUUAAACUUCUUUAUAAAUCAGUACAUAUUUUUAAAAAAUAAUUCCAUCUAGUGGAUAGAUCAUUAAACGUACACAAGCAACAUUUUGUGCGUUAUAUGAAAGAUAAAAUAGUCCAUUUUAUAGAGUACUUAACUCAUUUUCGCCAAAAACGUGACUUACCGCAUAUUUUGUGCACUAAGCCACAAUUUGUGAUAAGGUGUGAUUGAAUUCAUCUUUUUCAAAAAAAAAAAACCAAAAUACAUAAUCACUAGGUCAAAAAUACAGUAAUAGCACUGCUCAGUAGCAAAUAUAUUAUAAUUUCUAUUAUUGUGACGAAUAAACUAUUUCGCCUCAGAGCGCUUUAAUAUGCUACUUAAUACGCAACUGAUCAUUAUGUAUUAAUUUAAACCGUCAACUCUUUUAGAUGAUAUUGAAUGACCGGUGUUAAACAAUAUUAAAACAUUGUUUACGUAUUGUUUAAACAAUUAUAAAUGCAUAUUUAGAAACUAAUGCACAUUAUUUAUUAUGCCGCGGUCUUAAAUUUAGUGGUAUUAAAUAAAUAAAUAAAUAUGGUGGUGACUAGUGAGUGGUGAUUUUAGUAAAAUGUUUGCGUAAUGUAAUGUUAAUGUCGUACUCUUAAUUUUUUAAUAAACGAAAAGUAAAUAAAUUAUGGUAACUUUAUCGAAUCUAAAUCAUAAUUAGCGAUGAUACACACAAGAAAAAAUUGUAUUUUACUACUUUGUAGGUUUUAUUUUUCGUAAGUCUUUAAAAUAAAACCGAAAAACUAAAAAAUCUGUUUUUUAUCUGGAUACAAAUUAGAUAGUCUUAUAUUUUUUAUGUACAGAUACCAUUAGUCAAGUUUCAUCUUUAAUCUUAUCUAGAUAGUUUUUACAUUAUUUUUGUACAACACUGACGACAGUUAAUAAUUAUUAUAUGUACUCACCAGAAAUAUGUAAACAAAAUUAUUAACGCCGCGAUAAUUGUCAAUCAAAUGAAUUGAUUAUAAUUUACAAUUGAGUAAUUUUGUAGCAUCGGCAGCUAUUAUACUAUUAAAAAUAAUUUUUGAAAUGUCAAAAUUAUAAUGUUGAGUAUGGUGUUUUUAACAUUUUUGCAUUCGCAAUUCGUAAUAAAUGCGUGUAAUAAAUUACACAACGACCUUGUACCGCGAGAUCAACUAGUUUAAAAAAAGUUUGAACACAAUAAUUAAUGUAAAAAAUUUUGAACAGUCAUAGGCCUAUCGAAUUUAAAUAAUGAUAAUGAAUUUAAAUAAAGACUCAUUGUAUUUUUUCUAAUCAAUAUUUAUACCUAAUAUCACUUUAUCCUAAUAUUACUUUUUUGACAUUAAUAAACGUUAUUUUAAAAACGGCUAAACGAACAGGUACUUUUUCUGUAAAAUCAAAAAAUAUUCGAAAUUAGUCUCACCGUUAAAACAAAACAAAUACGAUCAUAAUAUUGUACGUAUUGAGUAAGUAUGAUAAAAAAAAAAAAUUGCAUUCGUGACACUCCUAUAUAAACUUCCGAGCCCCAAUUAAAUAUAAAUAUACUGUUCUCAUACAGCACUUAAUUCGGCAAAUUAUAACGUAAUAACAGUGUUAAUUAUUUUUGUUAUUGUGAUAAAAUAAAACCGUAUAAUUUAUACAAUUACCACGAGACCUUAUGCGAUUGUAAUAAUGUAAUAUUACGGGUUUUUUUUUUUUCCCAAGGAAGAUUAAAACCACUUUACUGUGCGUAGAAAAAAUACAAAGAUUCAUCUGACGCUGUAUUAUUCUGCGUUUACGCAGCGACUAAAACAAUUUUUUGUUGUUGUUUUACAGAUCCUACUGUCCGUGAACGAAGCGGGACUGUUGGUGUGCGUGGAAGGGACACACUGUCCCGUGGCCGGUUGCAACUGUUGGAUACUGUCCGUGCCGCUGGCCGACGACUGUCACGCGUACAACUGUCGGCUGUCACUCAUGGCCGCCGGCACCGUCGGGCUACACACUACCGCCGCCGUGUUGCCAGGGCAGCAGCUCAAAAUGUGGUUCCCGCCCGACCUGCAACUAAUGCUGCACGUGCCUUUUCUCACGCCCGUCAACAUAAGAGGUGAGAGAUACAGAAACGCGUGUCCCCGCGGGCGGCGCUACCGCCGUUCUAUACCCGCCCGGUCAAUUACGGUUUACACUGCAUAUUGUAUUCUCCUCGUGUGAACGCGAUAGUGGUUUUAUUUUUUAUUUUUUAAUGUUAAGGGCGCGGGUAAAACGCAAACCAAACUUAAAAAAAAGUUCUAACGCCGAUUCGAUUUGAUUUCGAGGGGAGCGGGAGGGGCGGACGCGAGAGAUUAUUCGAACUCCAUUUCGGCACAGACUGAACACAGUUCUCACACGAGCCACCUCUUUAACCGGGAAUUUUCGGAAAAUUAGAAACCCGGACCAAUACGAAUCGGUUUUCUAGGAAAUGUCGCGUGUAGCCGUGGAGCUAAAACGAACGACAAUGUACAAACGAACAAUAUUAUUAAUAAUACACUGUAGAGUAAUGACGGCGACCGUGUGUAUUCACAGACGAAAGAAAGUACGUGUGCCACGAGUGCGGUUACACGUGCGAGAAGCCGAACCCGCUGAAGAUCCACUUGGCGUUGGACUGCGGCAAGCUGCCGCGGACCGAGCUCUGGUCCAGGCUGCGGGCGGACGGCAAAACCGAUCGGACGAUCGAAGCGUCGUUCCGGUUCAGCCUCACGCCGGCAGAGUCGAGGACGCCGCUUCGGUCGUCCGCCACCGAGUCGGCUUUCCGGCCGUACUCGCCCGCCGAAUCCACGUCGGCCAGUAGCGGCGGCCGGCCGUCCCCGGCGCGGCAACCUCCGCCGCAGCCCCCGCAGCCGCCGCCUCCGUCGACGUCGGCCGCGGACGCGUCGCUCCGGCUCGGCGGCGAUUCCACGAUAUUCGACCGGCGUUGCGCUGAAAUGGAAACGAUCGUCAGCAACCUCGGCCACUCGGAACAAGGACACCUGUGCAUAUACUGCGGCAAAGUGUACUCCAGAAAGUACGGGCUCAAGAUCCACAUCAGGUACGGUAACCGCUUGUAUUCGAAUCGGUUGUAGGACAUUUUGUACGGUCACCUGGAAAAAAAUGAACACCGCGGACAGUUUGUACUAUUUUAGGUGGUAACAACAGUCAAUAUAGCAUAGAGUUAUUACCAUAUAAAAAAAUGUAUGUAUUUUACAUGAUUUUACGUUAACGUCUGUUAAAUAAUAAUAAUAAUACAUCCGUGCUAUAUACAGACUUCGAGAAUUUUUAAAACAUUCACUGGCAAUUAUUGUAUACAACGGUAAAUUAUUUCAAGUAAUCGUAUAUUUGUUACUAUUUUAUUUUCGUGCUGUCUACGGGCUUCGUGAUUUUUUUUUCGUGUGUUUCAAUUUGUUUGUCUUAUAUAAUUUUUUAAAUGACUGGCACAUUCGUCCAAUUGCAAUGAUCUCAAAAUACUCCAGAAACUUGGAUUAAUCGAUCCAAUCAAUUUAUUGAAUGAACUGGUCCAUCUUUCGCUAAAAAUGUUCGUCCAAUGUGAAUUAUUAAUCGUUUGGUGUCUGACAUUCCAAAUUUGUUGAGGGAAUCUAGGUGUAAAAUAUAUUCACGUCUUUCCCGUUGUUACCCAGAUUAUUUCUGCCGUACAUGGUGUCCACGAUCGAUUUUCACCAGUUUAUUUCUAUCGUACAACAAAAUGUCUGCGAUGUGAAACUCAAACAACAGAUGGUACAAAUUGUCCGUUUAACCUUUGAAUCGUUCAGAUUAUCGUUAUGUACCUACCUACGACGCGCAAUACCGUUUCGCAAUUAUACCACUUCGUACCCUAUACCCGUCCUGUUUCCUCCUGUGGUACAGCAGGGUAAUAAUUAGCAUUAGGCGUGUUUUGGCGCGGUGAAAAACCAAAUGUAACCCGGUCACUGCAGGGUUCUAUAAACACGUCGUUACUGAGAUUUUGGUUAUGACUUUUGGUGAGGAGUCACUAAAAUGCAAUAACCGAGCAAAAUGAAUGAUUUUUGACGUUUGGUUAUCGAUAAAAUAAUGUUUAUUAUACCUAAAUACUAUUUUUUUUUUCCUUGUUAUAAUUGAAAUUCAAGUUUUAUGCGUAAAUUCUAUAGAUAGUCUAGUUGACCAGCAGCUGUCAUCAGUCAUUAUUCUGUUACUCGUACAUCAUAAGCUCUAUAUCCACCCAUUUUUAUCCAUAGAUAAUAAAUUAUUCUUUAUUAUAAUAUCUAUGUGCGUAACCGGCUCUCGUUUUUUAUGUAAAUAUUCAAAAAAUAUAAGGAUCUGGGAACUCAGUAUAGAUACACCGUAAUUCAGCUACCCACGGCAUAGGCAGGUGCCUAUAUUUAGUUUAAUUAUCCGCUAAAGCGUGUAAACAAUAAUAGUAAAGAUGGUCUCUUGCCGUAUUCUCUCUCCGCCUAGUGCGCCUAUAACGACGAAAUCCGUCCGUCACAUUAAACUUUAGUGAUUAAUUUUGUUAUUUUUUUUUUUUUUUCUAUGUUCGAAUAGAACUCAUACCGGUUUCAAGCCGCUGAAAUGUAAGUACUGUUACCGACCGUUCGGCGAUCCGAGUAAUUUGAACAAACACGUACGGUUACACGCCGAAGGAGAAACCCCGUACAAGUACGUAACUAUAUUCUACCGCGAUAAGCGUGCGCAAGUCCUCUUAGCGGGGCAGACGAUGAUCAUUGAAACCAAACCUCGCACGAAAAUCAUUCGCACAAAUAGUCCAAAUAUCUUUGGAAGGAAGCUUAAGCCUCCUUCAAUACAAUAUUGAUUUUGUAUACUUAGUAUUUUACUCGAUGAGCGCUAUAUUUUAAGACGCAUAGAUGAGUUUUCCAAGGGGGGGGUGGUGGUUGAAAUUCUCCAAAGUCACCUCCGCUGAUUGUGCCAAUGCACGAAGUUGAGGUUACUACGUUUAGGGUUUAGUAUUUUAGAAAAAAAAUAAAUGUAUAUCUAAUAUGUUUUUGAAUAUUUUGGCGUUUGGUUAGGUCUCCCCAGUGCGCACGCUUAUGACUACAACAGUACUAAACAAAUACGACUUAUGCCAACGGAAAAUCGCUGAAUAUUUUAACGAAACGUGUCUUUUGUGUUUUGCUUAGAUGUGAAUGUUGCGGUAAAAUUCUAGUGCGCAAGAGGGACCUCGACAGACACAUGAAGUCUAGACACGCGCAGGCAAUGACGAAAAGCGUAUUUAAACUGCACGUACCCGUAUGACAACACUGCUGAUCAUUUUCGUAUUUGUCUACCCGUAAUUUCUCUAAUAUUAAGUAUUUUAACGUUGUUAUAAUAUUAUAAUGUUUUUUUUUUUUUUUUUUUUUUGUGAUACUUGAACUAGUCUUAUACAAAUGCCUAUGUAAUAUGAAUGCAUCUCUACUUAAAAAGUAAAUAUAUACCCAUUAUUAUAAUAGGAUGAAAAUACGAUUUUAGAACAAGAAAUUGUAAUUAAGUGCCACAACAAUAGAUUUGCUCGAUCCACACAAGUUUGCGCCAAAUUCAAUUAUUGGGAUUAAUAUAAAUUAAAAAUAUUUCGUGG